GGGAAUGAACACCUCUCGGAUGUCUGAUUAUUGAGCGAUGACAAACCUAUCAAAGUCAACGCAGCUUCCAGUAGAUCGAACCCCGCACUAUAAAUAUUACCUCGAGGGUCACACACAUGCUACCCGCGCCCUUGCAGCACGCGGCUGAACCGCCGUCUCCGGGAGUUUCGACUGCACCCUACGCGUAUGGGACCUUAUUAAUGGCGUGUGUCAAUGGGUCCUGGUUGGCCAUACAGCUAAAUGUGCGCGAAAUAUGCAACGACAGAUCUGCUCGUCCGUUAUAAGCUUUCUCAAUAGUAUACAGUGUGGCCUUGGACCACAACCGUAAAAUCGCUUGUUCUGGCGCGAUGAACAGCACAGUGCGCGUAUGAGACCUGCAGAACGGGGAAUGUAGAUUUGCUCUGAGUGGACACACCUCGCUCGUCAGCCUGCUCAGUAUUUCCCCAUCCUUCCUUGUAUCUGCGUCAGCGGACGGCACUGUUCGCCUCUGGAAUCCAGACACAGACAAGCUACUGCUUACACGCACCGGAAAUGGUGGUGCAAUCACCUGCCUCUACCAAGAUGAUCGUGAGGUACUGAGCGGCUCCGAUGGCGAUUUCGAGAUGUAGGGCAUCAGCGACGAGGCGGAAACUCCUCAGGUGUGGCUCAAGGGUGUGGCCGGGUGGGCAGGUAGUGUGUAAGGGGAUGUUUUGUUCGCUGUGGCCAGCCGACAGGACUCGACAUUAUUGUACAUCUGGAGCUUCGCAUAGGUCCUGAGGGGGCUCU
Molecule: messenger RNA, 765 nt
Organism: Postia placenta MAD-698-R-SB12
Lineage: Eukaryota; Fungi; Basidiomycota; Agaricomycetes; Polyporales; Adustoporiaceae
Exons: 1
Coding region: 117-284 (55 amino acids)
Source: RefSeq, a predicted model, not a curated record